AUGGCUCAAUCAAUCAAGAAUGUCAUGGCCAUGGGCGCCGGCGGCCUUUUCGGCACUCACGUCUUUGCGGCUCUUCAGAAGGAGGGAUGCUUCAAUCUCACCGUUCUAUCGCGCAGGUCUUCCAAGUCCAAGUUCCCCUCAGACGUCACUGUCAUCCACAUUGACGAUGACUAUCCCUCGGAUCAACUCGUCGAAGCCUUCAAGGGCCAGGACGCCCUUGUAUCGACCAUACCAGGCCGCCCCUACUCUGUCCACCUGCGCAUGAUCGAUGCCGCCAUCGAGGCAGGGGUCAAACGCUUCAUACCGUCCGAGUAUGGAAACAACACUUGCUCCGCUGCGGCAGAGCUUGUACCGCUCUACGGAGACAAGGCCAAAGUGCUCGAUUAUCUUCGGGAGAAGGAGCACACUGGCCUCUCUUGGACUGCAAUCCAUGCUGGCCAAUUCUUUGACUGGGGCCUUGACGACGGCUGGCUGGACUACCACCUCAAGGACAACCGCGCUGUAGUCUACGACUCGGGCGACACGCGCUGGUCGACGACCACCAUUGGCACUGCCGCGCUCGCUGUGGCUAGGGUCCUUGUUAAUGCUGCCUCCACCAAGAACCGCCCCAUCUUCGUUGCUUCGUUCACCGUUUCUCAGCGGCAAGUCCUCGAGGCUCUCGAGAAGGCUACCGGUGCCAAGUGGGAUGUGGCUACCAUGACCUCGGCCGAGGCCAUCAAGAAGGCCAAGGAGAUGGACAAUGCGGACUACUCAGAGGGCUUGAAGCUUCUCAUUCUCAUGCUGAUGUAUGCCGAUGAUGUUGAUCGCGGCGCGAACUUUGAGAAGGAUGCCUUACUGUGCAAUGAGACGUUAGGUCUACCCGUGGAAGAUCUUGCCGAGGUGGUGCAGCGUGUCGUCAAGAACUUCAAGGUCUGA
Molecule: messenger RNA, 915 nt
Organism: Thyridium curvatum
Lineage: Eukaryota; Fungi; Ascomycota; Sordariomycetes; Thyridiales; Thyridiaceae
Exons: 2
Coding region: 1-915 (304 amino acids)
Molecular function (GO): oxidoreductase activity
Source: RefSeq, a predicted model, not a curated record